AGCAUUCGACUUUGACACCUUCCAGGAGAUAUUAGGCAAAUGAUUUCAUUUUCAAACAAAUUGUGACGUGUUUUGGUUAAACAAAAACCUACAUUUUGGGAACUAAACAAUACUAAAUCGUGAUAAAUUGUCUGUUUCGGGGUGUUUAAUCGAAAUAGAAAGCAAAAUUUUUGAAUAAUUCAGCGAUUUCAACAAAUUCAAACGUACUAACUCAUCGUGAUCGAAACUUAAUUGUCAUCAAACUCAAAAUGAUUGCAAACGUUUGUGUGGAAGGAACGCAUCGGCUAACGAUUCACCCGGAAACAAAUCGUCGAGAGGACAUCAUUGGAGCCGUAUCAAAAGCAUUGAAUUUGUCGCCAGCCGAAUUUUAUCUAACGCAAAAUGGGAAGUUGAUCAGAAGCGACAAUAUUGAUACAUCGGCGAGUACAAUUCAUGUGUGCAUGCGAUUGGCCGGCGGUAAAGGAGGUUUUGGUUCGAUGUUGCGUGCAAUUGGCGCACAAAUUGAGAAAACAACCAAUCGAGAGGCAUGUCGUGAUUUAAGUGGACGCCGUUUGCGUGAUAUUAAUGAAGAGAAACGAAUGAAAGAGUAUUUAGAGAAGAAGGCAAAAGAAGAAGAGGAAGGUAGCUCAAAAAUUGCCAAGAAAAUUGAAAGACUACGCUCAAAACCAAAACAUGAAUUCAAAGACGAUGAAUAUUUUGAGGCCCGAUCGAAUUUAUUGGACGAUGUAUCAGAAGCACUAGAAGAAGGCUUUAAAAAUGCAACCGCUUCGAGUUCAGCCACAACAACGAGUGGCAUCAGCUCGGUGUCCGCAAGCAAUGAAAAUGACGGUAACGAUGUCAUUACAGAAGCUGGUAGCGGUGGAAUGAAGCGAAAAAACACAAAAACAGGGAAAAAGCAAAAAAAGAAGCUAAAAGGAGCUCAGUGGCUUGACGAUGGCUUGAGUUCAGACGAUUCAAGUGAUUCCAAUGACGAUUCUGGUGAUGACUCAAGCGGUAAAUCGGACAAACCAGAAUCUACCUCUGCUGCACAGAAAAACGAAAACCAAGCAUAGAUACUCAUUUGCCAAUUUUCUAUGUAAUUUUUUCCCUCGAAUCGAUAAAAGCACUAUUUUCGUCCAAAAAAAAAAUUGAAACUGUAUGCGUAGAUGUUGAGAAUAAAAAAAUCAAACAUUUUGUCUAGAAAUAAAA
This is a messenger RNA of Sitodiplosis mosellana (orange wheat blossom midge), 1188 nucleotides long. Its product is annotated as splicing regulator SDE2. Gene Ontology annotation, cellular component: nucleus. The coding region runs from base 249 to 1052 and encodes 267 amino acids. The record is from RefSeq and is a predicted model, not a curated record. The transcript has a single exon. NCBI's taxonomy places the organism in Eukaryota, Metazoa, Arthropoda, Insecta, Diptera, Cecidomyiidae.